CCGGCAGCGGCGGCGCACCUUAUGGCGACUUGAGCUCUCUGGGCGACGUCCUCGGGACGGGCAGACUGUAAUUGAAAUGAAAAGGAUAGGUAGAUCUAGCUAAUUCGACAACAGAGCAAGGUGCGCUCCUAUGGAAGUGGAAGAAGCAGGAGGCGAAGUGGAGAACGCCGGCAAGGACGAGGCGGAGGCGGAGUACCAUUCGCGCGAUUUCGAAUGGGAGGACCUCAAGGAAGAGGUGGAAUCUGGACCUGUCUUCUCCUACCACCUCUCCCCCUUUCUCGACCCCGCCGCCAGUACCACCUCGCCGCCGCAGCCCUCGUCGGAGGCCUGGAGAAGCUUCCACCGUCGCCAUGCGUCCGGAAAAUUCUUUAAGGAAAGGAGAUAUUUGCUUAAGGAAUUUCCUGAACUUUGUAGCAGCAAAGAUCAUGCCAAGGUUUUAGAAGUGGGGUGUGGGAAUGGAAGCACUGCUGUUUCCAUUCUACGGUCUAGUGAAAGGAUCACUGUCUUUGCUUGUGACUGUAGUAAAGACACUCUUGAGAAGGCAUAUGAAAUUAUAUCCAAUACAAAAGGGAUUAAUAUCAAGGAUAGGUUCCACCCCUUUUUAAUGGAUGUUUCUAAAGAAACUUUCCCAGAUUGGUUAUUUUGCAAAGCCUGUCAAACUUCGCUGGGAAAAGCUGCUGCAUCUUUACUUGAUCCAAGUCACCAUGGAAUUAGAGAAGAGCACCCAGUCUUCCUUGGAGAGAACCAAUGUUGUGCUGGUGGCAUGGAUUUUAUUACCAUGAUAUUCACACUGUCAGCCAUACCCUUCGACAUAAUGCCAACUACCAUAGAACAAUGUGUUUCUGUUCUGAAACCAGGCGGCCUUCUUCUUUUUAGGGAUUACGGUCUUUAUGACAUGACAAUGCUUCGGUUUUUACCUCAUCAAAGAGUAGGGUUUCGGGAAUAUAUGCGAUCAGAUGGUACCUUUUCAUACUUCUUCUCAUUGGAUACUGUGAGAGAACUCUUUCGUGCUGCUGGGCUAGUAGAGUUGGAGCUGGAAUAUUGCUGUGUCAAGUCCGUGAACCGAAAGAAUGGGAAGACGAUGCGGCGGGUAUGGGUCCAUGGCAAAUUCAAAAAACCACCUAGGUGACAUCAGUUAGGGCUUGUUCGUGUUCAGCUCAAUCCAUAUGAAUUGGAUAGAAUUGUGUGGAUUUAAAUCCAUAGCAAGUCAAAAUCUCUACUAAUUUUUUCCAAUCUCAUCCCAAUCCAUAUGGUGUAGAAAUAACCAAAGGGCUUAGCUGUUAGUUUUGCUCGGCCACUUUGUUGUUGCAACAAAGCGUUGUAACAGUUUUGUAGCCACAAACUUAAAUGGCAUUGAAAUUAUGCCCUCCCCC
Molecule: messenger RNA, 1373 nt
Organism: Zea mays
Lineage: Eukaryota; Viridiplantae; Streptophyta; Magnoliopsida; Poales; Poaceae
Exons: 7
Coding region: 131-1129 (332 amino acids)
Source: RefSeq, marked predicted